Exophiala xenobiotica is the source of this 2818-nucleotide messenger RNA. RefSeq lists its product as uncharacterized. Gene Ontology annotation, cellular component: vacuolar membrane. NCBI's taxonomy places the organism in Eukaryota, Fungi, Ascomycota, Eurotiomycetes, Chaetothyriales, Herpotrichiellaceae. The record is from RefSeq and is a predicted model, not a curated record. Gene Ontology annotation, molecular function: amino acid transmembrane transporter activity. The coding region runs from base 566 to 2551 and encodes 661 amino acids. Gene Ontology annotation, biological process: amino acid transmembrane transport. The transcript has a single exon.
CGUACCGCCACUAUCUCUGCGCAAUCUUUAGGCACUGUGGAGGUGACGGUGGAGUUCACCAAGCGUCAACAAACAGAGCCUAUCGCGUUCCUUUGCACCCUCUGACGGCUUGCAUGCCAUGGAUAUCGUCGGUUAAUGCCCUUGUCGACGGCCCUGAACAGUGACGCUGUUACAGACUCUGCCAAUCUUGAUCUUCUCUUCUCGAAUUUUCUUCGUCGCAUGAUUCUGGCGGUUGUUUGCUUUCACUGGUAAUUGUUGAGGAUCUGCAGCUUACGAAACAUGUAUUGAGCAUCCCCUUCCUACUGUCUGCAGCGUUCGUGAUCUCGAAGUAUUAUCCAGGAGCUGUCGCCCCGCCGGGCAGUCGUUGAACGUGCAGGCUUGCGUUGAGGUCCAGUCAAAAGCGGCUUCAUAGAAGGGGAGCUGCCGUGUUUCACGAAGCAGCUUACUGCUGGAUAACAAGGUCACCUAACAACAUCAGCAAAGCUAGGAUCUCUGCCAUACACGCGAGCCACGGCUGGAGUUAUAUCAAGUCUGGAAUCGGUGAUAGGACGGAGCCUGGCACAAGAUGAGCCAGCGCAGCAAACAGGUUCCCUCGACCUGGGCUGCCUACGAACGUGGCAGGGCCUCCUCCUUCGAUUCGCUCGAAUCUCUACCGGAGAAUGAACAGCAGAACACCUUCCUGCCUACGACCCCACCUCGGCAUGAUUCCCUGAGAGGAUCUCAUGAUGAACCGCAGUUGAGAAGGAAGUCGUCACUGGGAAAGAGAUUUGAUAGCUUAAGACAGUUGGGUGGGCCCAACAGCAUUGACAACUUUGCAAAAUCAUUCCAGAGAGCUGCUGGGUUUCGAGAGAUAACACCUGUUCGGAGAAACUCGAUCACCUUCGGAGAGGGUGAGCACGAAGAAGCUGGUUCUCCGGAGCAGAGCAGCACCGCACCAAACAGGUCGCUUUUGAGACAGCAGCUUCAGGAUUACCACCUCUCGGAUGGCAACGAUGCUGCUGUUCAGGAGGGCGCUGAGACUCCAACAGAAGAAUCAAGAUUACUACCGAUGCAAAGCCAGCAGUCCUUGAAGUCCACCUCUGGCUCGCUUGCUGCGGAUACGUUGGCACUACCGAGCGUGCUAGGUACAAGUUAUGGAAGUAUAUCGUCCCGACUGACGGCUACUGCUCGGCAACGAGCUUCGAUUCUCAUUCAGGAACACGAGGAAGCAAGCAAAAGAGCCUUGAGUCAUCCUGAAGAAUUCAAGGAUGAGCCUCACCGAACAUUGGAACGAGAAGUUCUCCCCACUGGUGAAGUGAUUGAGCGAUAUGCUGGCGAGUCCACCGUACCAAUGACGAUAUUCAACUCGACCAACGUCUUGAUCGGUGUGGGUAUCCUAGCGCUUCCUCUUGGUGUUAGGUAUUCUGGCUGGGUCCUGGGAUUGACUUUUCUCACUCUCGCUGCGCUUUCCACGUGCUACACGGCCAAAUUGCUCGCAAAAUGCCUGGACACAAACUCGGCAUCAAUAACAUAUGGCGACAUUGCGUUUCUUGCCCUCGGGUCGUGGGGCAGAAAUUUCGUCGAAGCUCUGUUUAUCCUGGAAUUAACGGCGGCGAACGUCGCUCUCGUGAUCUUGUUUGGCGACAGCAUGAAUUCGCUCAUUCCAACUAUUGGAGUGAGUGAGUGGAAGGCGAUCCUCGCAUUGGGACUGAUACCACUCAACUUCGUCCCUUUCAAGACGUUGAGCUUCACUAGUGUCAUUGGCAUCUUCUGCUGCUUUGGUAUUAUCACCAUUGUCUUCGCCGAUGGCCUGAUCAAGCCCAAUGCCCCGGGGUCCUUGCGCGAAGUUGCCAAAACACAUGCCUUUCCUGAGAAUUGGCGAACGGUACCACUCAGUCUGGGUCUGUUCAUGGCACCGUGGGGCGGCCACAGUGUUUUUCCAGCUGUCUACAAGGACAUGCGCCACCCACAAAAGUAUGGCCGCGCUUUAAGAUACACCUAUAUUUUCACGUAUGGGCUCGAUUUGACAAUGGCCGUACUCGGUUAUCUGAUGUUUGGCGACCAAGUUCGAGACGAAGUCACAUCAAAUAUCCUGCGUUCGACAUCCUAUCCUGAGGCGCUGUCAGCCAUUGUCGUUAUACUCAUCGCCAUCAUUCCCAUCACCAAAAUCCCGCUCUCCAAUCGCCCGAUGAUGGACACCCUCAACAAAAAGUUUUACAUUGACUUACGCCAGAUGGAUGCCAAAGCGCGAAUGCAGAGCGAGAAGAGCCUCAAACAUCGUGCCGCUCGAGGCUCUAUCGGACUUCUAGUCAAUGUCAUACAGCUAGGCAUUGCCAUCGGCUUCCCUGAUUUCGACAGCAUCAUGGCUCUGAUGGGUUCCGCGUUGUGUUUUACGAUCUGCAUCAUCUUACCGGUCAGCUUCUACUUGAAGAUCUUCAGCGCUGAAGAGUCGGCCAUUGACAUAUUUGAGAGGAUUCUAGGAUGGUUCUUGGUCAUAGUAUGCAUCAUUCUGGCGACACUUGGGACUGUGUUUGCUAUAUUGCCGAAGGAGAAAAUUGGUAUUCCUGAUUAAGACUUGCACGAGAUCUGGCCAGUCACUGUACUUAUGUGCAGAUCAUCGAGUCGUCGUCUUGGGAGGCUGUCCGUGUAUUGAUUCUGGCGUUUGUGCGGCCAGGCCGCAUCAUAUCAUGACUGCCGCUCCAGAGGAGUACGAUAUUCAGGGAGUGAAUGAGCAGAGAACAGAUCAACAGAUUGCAUGCUAUGGCGUCCUGAAUUCACAGCUCCCCGGUUAUUCGUUAUUCGUUGUAUAUGUGAGGCAUAGAGUAACACACAUUGACCU